Messenger RNA from Linum trigynum, 608 nucleotides. NCBI's taxonomy places the organism in Eukaryota, Viridiplantae, Streptophyta, Magnoliopsida, Malpighiales, Linaceae. The record is from the annotation of a GenBank genome assembly.
CUUCUUCGCCAACUACUACCUCAUUAACCCGUCUUCUGUUUUCUCGAGAAAAAGCCCAGAAGCUACAAUAGGGAAGGAAGAAGGAAAGGAAGAGAGAUUAAGUUAGCAGAGUAUUUUUAAUCAGGAUCCAUGGAAGGAGUUCAGGCCUGGGUUUCCAAGCACAAGCUCGGCACCAUCGGAGGAAUCUGGGCAGCGGCAGUUGGAGGGUCAUUCGCUGCCAACAAUCGGUCUUCAACUCCGGCUCUCAAGCCCAGUCUUAGGCUCAUCCACGCCCGGAUGCACGCACAGGCCAUAACAUUGUCGGUGCUUUCCGGAGCAGCAAUCUACCAUCACUUCCAUGAUCAAAUGGAAGCCAACCGUCAACCCAUUGGCGGGUUAACCGGGCGAUGACUCAUCGAUUGGAUAUGAGGGGCUUAGAGUUAUAGAAUCUUUAGCUCUUCUGUAUACUCUUUCCUGCACACGCUAUGUUCUUAUGGACGGUAUACCUUCCACUCAAUAACAAUGGAACCUACAGUUUCUUUCUUCCACGACCUUGUCACUUUGCCUCCAUUUCAAUAUGUCCAUCAAAAGUUGUUAUCAAAUGGAUGAAACAAACUUAUAAUCCCAAC